Molecule: messenger RNA, 1908 nt
Organism: Scleropages formosus (Asian bonytongue)
Lineage: Eukaryota; Metazoa; Chordata; Actinopteri; Osteoglossiformes; Osteoglossidae
Gene: ppp1r8a
Product: protein phosphatase 1, regulatory subunit 8a
Exons: 6
Coding region: 29-1159 (376 amino acids)
Molecular function (GO): protein binding
Source: RefSeq, a predicted model, not a curated record
CGCGCCUGCGAAUGGACGAUGAUGCAGGAUGGCGGCGAACCCCAGUACCAGUGCACCGGUUUUCGAGUGUCCUUCUUGGGCAGGAAAACCUCCUCCUGGGCUGCAUUUGGAUGUCGUAAAGGGAGACAAGUUGAUUGAGAAGUUGAUCAUCGAUGAGAAGAAGUACUACCUGUUUGGGCGGAACCCAGAUCUGUGUGACUUCACCAUCGACCAUCAGUCGUGCUCCCGCGUUCAUGCCGUGCUCGUGUACCACCGGCACCUCAAGCGGGUCUUCCUCAUCGACCUCAACAGCAGUGAGUGUGCGUGCGUGCGUGCAUGCAUGCGUGCGUGCGUUUGUGCGUUUGUGCUGACGUGUCGCCUCUUCCCCACAGCUCAUGGUACCUUCUUGGGCCGCAUUCGCCUGGAGCCCCACAAGCCCCAGCAGGUGCCUAUUGACUCCACCAUGUCAUUUGGGGCAUCCACAAGGGUCUACACCCUGCGCGAGAAGCCCCAGGCCCCGCCCAGCAACACCGCUGGGGACAGCAAAGGUGGAGAGGAUGAGGAGCUCAGGGGGCUCCUGGGUCUCCCGGAGGAGGAGACCGAACUGGAGAAUCUUACAGAGUUCAACACGGCCCACAACAAGCGCAUCUCCACCUUGACCAUUGAGGAGGGCAACCUGGACAUCCAGAGGCCCAAGCGGAAGAGGCGGAGCUCCAGGGUCACAUUCAGCGAGGAGGAGGAGAUUAUCAACCCGGAGGACGUGGAUCCGUCUGUUGGGCGUUUCAGAAACAUGGUCCAGACGGCAGUGAUUCCCUUGAAGCGGAAGAAGGCCGAGGGACAGGGACGCCUGGGCCUGGAGGAUGCGGUGGCUCGGCGGAUGCAGAACUUACCCCACAGCGGGGGCCUGUAUGGGGACCUGCCUCCUAUCAGCCACGAGGGGAGUGCCCACUCCACCGGGGCCCAGACUGGGACCACCAUCAUUGGGGGCCUGCCGCUGCCCUUUCCUAACCCUGCUCCGGAUGUGGACCUGACCCACAACGCAGCCCAGCCCCCUCCCACCCUCAACCCUGCUCCUGCACCCGGGCCUUAUGUCCCCGAGCCCCUCAACGAGCCGCGCAAGAAGAAGUAUGCCAAGGAGGCAUGGCCUGGGAAGAAGCCCACCCCGUCUCUGCUCAUAUAAUCCCUCCCCCGGCGCCAGGGACGGAGCUGGACAUCUGGUUGGAGGGCAGACUUGUGGGCGGGUGGGUGUCUGAGUCUGGGGUGAGAAUCAGUACAGUGGUCCUCUGGGAGCAAAGGUGCAUUGUGGACAAGAGGUUUUGUUUGUCUUUCUCUUUGUAUGUUUGUUUGUUUGUUUGUUUGUUUGUUCAUUUGUUGACAUUAAACUCCAAGAUCACAUCCUUCUCCAUGGCAACCAGACUGCCCAGAGCUACCAGUGUUGAGCGCAUCCAUAGGACAGACGGGUCGUCUUUGUGAGCAUGCUCAGUGGCUCACCUGUUGGGACUCCUCUUAUGGGAGCAAUUUUUGCGUAGAGCAAUUCCAGCUGUGGCCUAGCUGUGGGGUUCUCAGAGCUGCUCUUAAUUUCCUUCUUUUUCACGGCAAACCCACAGAGCCCCUGUCUCUCACAGCUGGCCGCUGAGCUGUGGCCGUGUGCCCUAAGACUGAUUUGGAUAAAGGCGAGCAGGAUGCGGUCCGCGUGGCGGUGCCCGUCACAGCGCGUCCAGCUCUCGGCUCCGUGACGGCGGCUGCGGUUCUGUCCAGUGCCAUCCUGCAGAGACCAGUCCCGACAGGCCCUUGCGUCGCUGCGGAGAGGGGUCUGUUUUUAUAUUUUUAUAUUAUGAAACGAACGCAGGUGGAAUUUGAGCCGAGACUCACGGCGAUGGGUCCUGUAGCCUGUGUGUGUGUCUUUGGAUACUUCUGUAAUAAACAGAU